Molecule: messenger RNA, 1428 nt
Organism: Rotaria socialis
Lineage: Eukaryota; Metazoa; Rotifera; Eurotatoria; Philodinida; Philodinidae
Source: the annotation of a GenBank genome assembly
AUGGCCACUGAUGACACGAAGCAACGUAUUCUGCGCAUCUCCGAUGUUGAUAAAGAACCGCAACAGAUGCUCAUGCCAAUUCAGGGCUACAAUCAAAUGCCAUUAAUGUCACUGGAAGAAGCAGUACAACCACUUGUUCCUAUUCUACCGGCUGUACAAGAUUAUGCCUAUAUGGCUAAAGAAAAAUGCAAGAAACCAGCAGAUGGUUUAACACACGACGAGUCAGCAUCAAUUAUGCUCUAUUCGAUGGGAUGGGAACCAAUUGAACAAUGUCUAUAUUUUGCUUUGAAUGCUGCACUUCGAUCAGAAGACAGAGGAAAUCUUGAUCCGUGGUAUCUCUAUCUUAAAUUGAUUCUUACUGCACUGUCACGUCUGCCAACUCAACAUCGAUUUGUCUAUCGAGGUGUUAAAUUAGAUUUGAGUGAACAAUAUCGAAAAGGCGAAACAAUUGUAUGGUGGGGAUUUUCUUCAUGUACUGACUCCAUGGACGUUCUUCAAUGUGAGUUAUUUAUGGGUAAAACCGAAGCACGAACCAUGUUUACAAUUGAAUGCAAUUCCGGCAAAAAUAUUCGUAAUCAUUCAUUUUUUCCACAUGAAGACGAAGUACUUCUUAUUGCUGCUACUCAAUUCAAAGUUGUUGCUUCUCUCGAUCAGGGUCACGGUCUUCACAUGAUUCAAUUGAAAGAAAUUGACUCACCCGUACCAUUAAUACAAUCAGUAACACCGUCUGCUCUUAUGAACGAAGCAUCUUCGGAACCGAAUCACCAUAAAAAUAAGGCACAACUGAAACAACUCAUUGCACAAUGUAGUCCUCGUGCCAGAAUAGAUUUAUGUUCGAAACAAUUAGAAGAUGAAGACAUAGAGAUAGUGGUCAAUGAAGCUAUCAUCAAUAAACGAUGUGCAUGGCUCGAACUAGGAGGAAAUAAGAUUACACACAUUGGUGUAUCGAUUCUUGCCGAUGCUUUACUGGACAACAAUGCAUUGUUAACAUUGAAUCUUUAUCGUAAUUGUGUGUCUGAUAUAGGUGUUAAGUAUCUUGUUAAGACACUCUCCAGUAACAAUCAUACUCUCAAAGAACUUAGUCUUUCGCAGAAUGGUAUAACCGAUACGGGUGUAGAAUAUAUCGUCAAUAUGCUAAAGACAAAUCGAACAUUAAUUCAACUUUGGUUAAAUGGAAAUGAUAUAAGCGAUCGAGGUGUUCGACUUUUAGCUAAAGUACUUGGCAGUGAGAACAGCACUCUUAAAGAACUCUAUCUUUCAUCAAACAAGUCAAUAACGGACUCUAGUAUUGAUCCACUCUGGGAUAUGAUCAAACGUCAUCAGCCACUGAAAAAACUCUACAUUUGUGAUUGCGACCUAUCUGAACUUGGUAAAGAGAGAUUUCGAAAGACAGUCAUAUCAAAAAAGAGUUUACGUGUCUUAGUUUAA